Molecule: messenger RNA, 972 nt
Organism: Theileria parva strain Muguga
Lineage: Eukaryota; Apicomplexa; Aconoidasida; Piroplasmida; Theileriidae
Exons: 1
Coding region: 59-871 (270 amino acids)
Source: RefSeq, a predicted model, not a curated record
AUUAAAUAAAAUUAAAUAAAAUUAAAUAUUUUGAAUAUUUUGAAAAAUUUGUUAUGUGAUGGUAUCAGUUGUGUUGAGUGGAUUCCGUCGGAUUUCUGUUAUUCCCAGUCUUAAAUUCUUACCUCUGAGGGCUUCAGUAUUUAAUUACUCAAGUCAUCACCAUGAGGAGCCGCCGCACUACGCCUACCGCGGCGACGGACUACCAGACGUUAAAUGCGAAGAACUACAACACAUGCUCCACCUAAACCAGAAACUCACCGAAAAAACCGCUCAACAAACCGAGAAAUUUGGCUUACAAAAUGAUAAUUUAGGUUUACAAAGGGAGAAAACGGGAUUACAAAGUGAUAAAAUGGGAUUUAAAACUGAGAAAACGGGAUUACAGAUGGAAAAAUUAGGCAUUGAAGGUGUUGACGGUCAGACAGAGGAAGUGUAUAAUGAGUUAAAAAAUUUGUUUGCUAGGGUUUUAUUAUCGAAUUGGCACGACACUGUGCAGUUGACGAUGAAUAUGGACAUUUGGGCUGGUAAUUUUGACCGUUUAAGACGAGUAGCCAGGGACAUACCACACGUGAAGUUACAACAGCUUUUAACAGAAACUAAAGAAUUAUUUGACGUUUUAUACCAAGUGGAAGAUUUACAAGAUCACCUCUACGAGUUAAUGGAAGAAUUAGCCUUAAACCCGGAGGUUUCGGGGACCUUUGGAGGCACAAACUAUAAUCUCCACAUCAACGAAGUAGUAAAGAGAUACCACGAGUUAAAGAAAAGUUAUCCAGAGUAUACACAGAAACUUAAAGAAUCGCUAGGGUACACACUAGCCAUCAUGAGACAACGGUACACUUUCAACUGGCCCGAAGAACAUUCUUACUUUUAUUAAUCACUCAAUUUUACUCCUUUUUUACACAUCUUUACACUUUUUUACACUUUUUAACACUUUUUUACACUAUUUAAAGCUGUUUUAAUAUAUUAAAAUACAUU